CAGGAAAUAUAUUCUGUGAAAUUGCCUGGAAAUCCAAAGCUUGGUGAAGGGAAACCUGAAAAUCAAAAUCAUGCUAUUAUAUUUACACGUGGAAAUGCAAUACAGACCAUUGAUAUGAAUCAGAGUAAUCAUGAAACUAUGAAAGAAAAGUCUGUCUAACUUGUAUUUGAAAUGAUCAUCAGGGUUCGUAUGCAUUAUGGUCAUCCAGAUGUCUUUGAUAGACUAUUCCAUAUAACUAGGGGUGGUAUCAGCAAAGCAUCUCGCGUCAUAAAUAUUAGUGAAGAUAUUUUUUCUGGAUUCAAUUCAACUUUGUGCCAAGGCAAUGUUACUCACCACGAAUACCUCCUGGUUACUAGACUCUCUCUCGCUGGUUGGCAAGGGACGAGAUGUUGGACUUAACCAGAUUGCUUUGUUUGAGGGGAAAGUUGCAGGUGGUAACGGGGAACAAGUCCUUAGUAGAGAUGUCUACAGGCUUGGGGGAGAAAACAUCCAUAUAUGGUUUGAUUCUGAUUCUAUCAAUUGGGUCUUGGAAUCUCUACCUAAACUGCUUGCCAGUUCAACUUGGGCCUGUGUUAAACUGGAUAUUAAGAGAACACUUGAAAUUGCUAUUGACUCUAAUCGUAGGGGGGAAUAUAUUCGGAUUUUAGAAGCUAGGAAAGAAGGUAACAGGUUCAUUCAUAUCCCCUUUGGAACACACAAUGAUGGGCCUAAUCUGUUCCUUAAGGCUAUUUUGUCCUUUGUAAAGAGAGCACGGUGCUUAAACAAGGCUGAGGGGUUUGGGGAGAUUGGGGAAGUAGGAGAAUCAGGGGCUAUAGCAUUUGAGGUUGCUGUCUUGGGAGAGACUGUGAUUGGUCCAGUUCUCUCUAGGGUGGAGAAUCCUACACUUGCUUUACAAGACACUCUGGUCCUAGAGGAACAUUUGAAGGUUCUUAACGAGGUAGGUGACCCCCUUUCUGAUUCCCAAUCCAAUAAGGUCCUAUCUCAAGAGGUGGUAGAAUCAGCCCAAGUGUAUGAACAGAAGUCUCUAAGUAUUGAAAACCUUGACAUAAGAGUACAAUCUUUGGGAGGGCAGGAUAUACAACAUGGAAACACUACUGAUCUGUCUUUUUGCUCGGUAGAAUUUGUUGAAAAGGAUUUUCAAAAUCUAAAGGAGAACACUGCUCAGGCAGAGCCUUCUUCAUCUUACAAUUCUCAAUACCCCCAGCUUCCAAGAGUGUGCCUAUCCCCAUUUGCUGCCGAGUUCAUCCCACUUAAGCCCAACUCGUAUGCAGCUCUCUUUGAUCAAGUAAAAGACCUGGAAGAAGGCAGCCCUUUCAAGGAUGUUGAUUUUGACAAAAUUGAUGAUGGGAACAUGGUACUUAGCAACAUUGCACUAGAAGACAUCUGGGAAGAAAGAGAGGGGCCUAUUCUUUAUACGCACUCAGAAGGAGAAGACAAGGCCUUCAAUGACAACAUACUCAAACCUCUUUAAAUAGAUUACUCGAGGAUGUUCAAAACACCUUUCGAUUUGGGGAGAGAAUUCAAGGGUAGGCACAUCUACUCUCCUCAAAUAGUAACCCGAAGUAAGGCAAAGAUUUUGGAAGAAGGUAGAAAGAAAACACCAAUGGUAUG
Messenger RNA from Cuscuta campestris, 1611 nucleotides. The record is from the annotation of a GenBank genome assembly. NCBI's taxonomy places the organism in Eukaryota, Viridiplantae, Streptophyta, Magnoliopsida, Solanales, Convolvulaceae.